This is a messenger RNA of Hippopotamus amphibius kiboko, 925 nucleotides long. RefSeq names its product small proline rich protein 4 (gene SPRR4). The record is from RefSeq and is a predicted model, not a curated record. NCBI's taxonomy places the organism in Eukaryota, Metazoa, Chordata, Mammalia, Artiodactyla, Hippopotamidae. The coding region runs from base 164 to 472 and encodes 102 amino acids. The transcript has 2 exons.
CAUCUCACAGGUAGUAAGAGGCAAGUAUCAGUAGAGUUAUUUCUUUACUCCACUGGCUCCUUCCCUGUGUCUCUAAGGACACUAUGUCACGUCCAAGAAGAGGGUGACUAGUGCUUCAGCACCACUGACUCCCAACAGGCCGACAUGGGCACUCUUCCCAGAGAUGGAUGUUUUGGUCACUCACCCCACCCCCAACCAUAGCCAGUCUUCAACUUCCACAGGCUCACCUGUUCCUGCAGUAAUGUCUUCCCAGCAGCAGCAGCAGCAGUGCCCGCCCCAGAUGGCCCAGCAGCAGCAGGUGAAGCAGCCCUGUCAGCCACCCCCUGUCAAGUGUCAAGAGACGUGUGCACCCAAAACUAAGGAUCCAUGUGCUUUCCAGGGCAAGAAGCAAUGCCCACCCAAGAACACAGCCAUACAAGCCCAGCAAAUGUGUCCCUCAGCCCAGCAAGCCCCCAAGAGUAAACAGAAGUAAGGAUGGACCAAGAUACACCUCUCCACCACCCAGGCUACCAGAUGGAGCCUUCUCUUCCUCCAGCUCCUCUUCCACCCACCCCCAGCUCCAGGAUUUGCCCUUCUCUCCCACAUCCUCCUACCCGGGGUCCAAUGAAGCGCUGUCAGGAUUUCUUCCCACUGAGCCUCUCAUCACACACACUCCCUUGCUCCCAGUCUUCUUCUAUACCCCACUCUGAUGUUCUUCUAGGUGAACAUGAGAGAGGUCUCAGCCUCUCCAGCCUCCAGUCUGGCCACAGCUAUGGCCCCAUCCAUGUCACAAAGCAAGGAAUAUAUCUGGGCUUCUUCUGGGCUUCCACCAUGACUCACGGGGACACCAGAAGCUGAGGCACAGCUUUUACUUCAUUCCCUUCCCCAACUCCCCACCCCUGAGCUUCCCCCUGUUUCUUCCUCUAAUAAAUCUGUGCUUCAUGUC